UUGGCCAAGAAUCGUCUCGACGGCAGAAUCGGAUCGGUAAAUUGCAAUAUUGUGGCCGGUUAAAUGUUGUCCAACGUACUGCGGACGAUUUCGUCCGGUGCAGCGUUAUGUACGCCACGUUCCGUUGUUCAGCAAUCGUCCAGGAACACGUUCAUCCUGAAACGCCGGUUUCCGCCUAAUCUGUACAAGAAGAACCAAAAACCCGGUAAGCUGAGGGGCCGCCACUUCGUGUAUGACCUGGUGGAGGAUAGAUCGGUGGUUAAGAAGCCCAACGUUGAGGUGGUGCUAACCACUUUCGUCGAAAACAUCGGCGCCAAGGGCGAAGUCGUCUCGCUCAAGCCCAACAUUGCCUACAAUAGGUUGCUGCUUCCCGGGUUAGCCGUUUACAAGACUCCAGAAAGUGUGGCCAAGUACGCCCAGGAUGUGCGUGAAAAGGAAUCGGCAGUGCACAGUUCUGCCCAGGCCGCUGUGACGGUGAGUAAACUCGAAAGCCUCAUACUGGCGGUGGUUUUGAACAAGGAUCACCCGUGGGUGAUCGAACCGUGGCACGUAAGGAUGUCACUUCGCAAGGCUGGUUACUACGUACCGACGGAAGCAAUCGAGCUACCGGCCACGCCAAUCACAGGACCGGAUCUGUUGAAGCAAAACAAGGAAUUUUACGUGACCAUCACCAUCAACAACCUGGAGAAGGCACGGGUGCGCUGUCGUAUUCACCAUUGGAGCACGGAACCGAGUGAUCGGUUGCCGUACGUGUUCGAGCACUGGAAACUGGACGCAGAACCGCUCUUCGGUGAAGGAAGUCCGUCAAAACCCAGCGACACAGUCACAUCAUCGAGUUGAGUCCUUCAAGCAAAGUUAGUCACAAGUGUAACCAUCGAUUGUAAAAUGCUUAAAUAAAUAUAAAAAAACGCA
Molecule: messenger RNA, 912 nt
Organism: Anopheles bellator
Lineage: Eukaryota; Metazoa; Arthropoda; Insecta; Diptera; Culicidae
Gene: mRpL9
Product: large ribosomal subunit protein bL9m
Exons: 3
Coding region: 64-840 (258 amino acids)
Biological process (GO): translation
Cellular component (GO): mitochondrion; ribosome
Molecular function (GO): structural constituent of ribosome
Source: RefSeq, a predicted model, not a curated record